GCGAAUGCGGCAGGCGAAGAGCAAAGCAGCGGCGGCGGAGACGAGACGCGGCUGAGCUCCACAUCACAAGACCCGGUCCCUGUGCAGCGGAGACCUGCGCCCCGUCCGGUCGUGUUACCGCAGGAGACGGCGGAGGACAUCCACGGCCAGCGAGCAUAGGAUGCAGUGUAGACUUGGCUGGUGACUGGUCUGUAGCCUCUCCACUUCUCUUGUCCCUGGAGUCAGCCGGUUGGGGGGCAGAUUCCUGCGUUCCCUUCUUCUCAGUCUCAACCGUUGCCUGGACAAAACCAACCGCCUGCCAUUGGAGUGCACGGCUCACCCACGCCUGUGUUGCCUGGAUCAGCACAGCUCAUCUCCUGACUGAGGAGAACAUAGCAGCUGCACAAGGUUCUCCUUUUACCAACUGAUCCCUCCUAACCCCGCCCACACCUCCCCGUCACCAUGGUGCUGUCACAACGACAACGAGAUGAACUAAAUCGUGCGAUAGCCGAUUAUCUACGUUCCAAUGGAUAUGAAGAGGCAUAUUCCACUUUCAAGAAGGAGGCGGAAUUAGAUAAUAAUGAAGAGUUGGAUAAGAAGUAUGCUGGCCUUUUGGAAAAAAAAUGGACGUCAGUCAUCAGAUUACAAAAGAAGGUGAUGGAGCUUGAAUCCAAACUGAAUGAAGCUAAAGAGGAGAUCACCCUGGGAGGACCCAUCACUCAGAAGCGUGACCCCAAAGAGUGGAUCCCACGCCCCCCAGAAAGGUAUGCGCUGAGUGGGCACCGCAGUCCGGUCACCCGCGUCAUCUUCCACCCAGUCUUCAGUGUCAUGGUGUCGGCUUCUGAGGACGCCACAAUAAAGGUUUGGGACUAUGAAACAGGAGACUUUGAACGCACACUGAAAGGCCACACGGAUUCGGUGCAGGACAUCUCUUUUGACCUGACAGGAAAACUGCUAGCAUCCUGCUCUGCUGACAUGACUAUCAAGCUUUGGGAUUUUCAAGGCUUUGAAUGCAUCAGGACCAUGCACGGACAUGACCACAAUGUUUCAUCUGUAGCCAUCAUGCCCAAUGGAGAUCACAUUGUUUCUGCUUCGAGGGACAAAACCAUAAAAAUGUGGGAGGUGGCAACUGGAUACUGUGUGAAGACCUUCACAGGCCACAGAGAGUGGGUCCGUAUGGUGCGGCCAAACCAGGACGGCACACUGAUCGCCAGCUGUUCAAAUGACCAGACAGUGCGUGUUUGGGCUGUGGCUUCGAAAGACUGCAAGGCUGAACUGCGGGAGCACGAACACGUGGUGGAGUGCAUCGCCUGGGCACCAGAGAGCGCCCACCCCACCAUCCAAGAAGCCACAGGCUCUGAGGCCAAGAAGAGUGGUAAGCCAGGCCCCUUCCUGCUGUCUGGCUCCAGAGACAAAACCAUCAAGAUGUGGGAUGUCAGCAUUGGCAUGUGCCUUAUGACACUGGUCGGCCAUGACAACUGGGUGCGUGGGAUCACCUUCCACCCUGGAGGCAAGUUCAUUGUGACCUGUGCAGACGACAAGACCUUAAGGAUCUGGGACUACAAGAACAAGCGCUGCAUGAAAACCCUGUGUGCCCACGAACACUUUGUUACCUCUCUGGAUUUCCACAAGGCUGCCCCCUAUGUCGUCACUGGGAGCGUAGAUCAAACAUUAAAAGUGUGGGAGUGCCGCUGAUCUGGACCUCGGAGGAUUGGACCCCCACCCUAAUUACCACGGCGCUCCUCUGGAUCCAACCUUCCCUCCUGCCAUCCCACCUACCCCUUUCAUCACAACACCCCCCUCCCCCCACCCCCUACUCUAAAAUUAAGUCUCACCCGCACAUCUUCAUCUCCUCCGGCUGCACUUACACCCAUGGUUAUUUACCCAUCGUGCUCUCUGGUCCAAUAACUUUUGUCCUUCUUUGUAAAUUAUUCCUGGAUGUAGAUCAAGCUAUUAAAUGUUACACAAAAAAGUAUUCUUGCAUGGUAAUCCAAAAUUGUAUACUGUAAAUUUACAUAACGUUGUCUAGAAGUACCAUAGGUUUAACACGGGGCUGGCCGUCGGUCACGCAGCCUUACCGACCAACCGAAGGCAGAUGUUUUUGACUGGGUGUAAAAUGUAGGGCACUAAAAACCAAUAAUUUAAGAAAUGACAGUGUCUUUAUGUGUAAGAUUUAUUUUUGUCUAUUUUUUUAUUUAGUUUUUUUUCUGUUAUUUCUCUCCUUCACUGUCGUAGUCUGUUGGUGCCUAGCUUGGUGGAACUUCCGAGAGAUGAGGGAGGAGAAGCAUAUAUGACGCGAUAAAAUGCGAUUGUUUGUGGGGCUUUGUUAUUGAAAUAAUCUGUAGCUUUAUAACGUCACUUCUCAAGUGUGCAUACCAUUUCUCUUCAUGUGGAACUAGGUAAUAUUUUAUUGGCUGUAUAUACGAAUGUUUCAAACUGUUGUCGCUGGACCUCGGGGGUUUAAAAACAGCUUUGUACUCUUGUCAUGUUGGCACAUGAACCACUGCUAGGCUUUAGAUAAAUGAUCCCGUUUAAUGAAUCUGCAGUAAAGAAUAAAAAGUUGAAACGUUGCAGAGCGGCUCUGUGAAUAACCCAAAGUUUUUCACAAGAAGCCCGAUGUAGCAAGCAUGUUUGUUUGGCUUUCCCUGUUAGUGAGCACCUUGGGUCACAGCAGCAGUUAGGGGAUUACACCUAUUUAAUCUCUAGCACUUGAUAAAGACCUUGGGUGUGUCUCCCUCCACCAGACGAUUUCCUGUGACCUUGCAUGUCAGACUUUUGACAAACAGACUAAACACUCUGUUCACUUCUACUCUCCUGACCAGUCAGUCUUGGUUGAGAUCAGAAUUAGGUAAAGUCAGAAGCCGAUCUGAAAGCCACUAACAGAAGCCUCAUUUGAAACAACCCUGCUAAAGAUUCAACUAAAGGAAUGAUGAGUCAAAGUAAGGCCCCCUGGGUUUGAUAUCUGGGAUGUGCAAAGAUCUCUUAAUUUUAGGGGUGAAAUUUAAGUUCUGCUGAUAAAAAUGGUUUUGAGUGGAAAAAACAGUUUUCUGUGAAAAUAUGAAUUGUAAAUUUAGCUUGUUAUAGAGAGAUUUGGCAAUUUUGUAUUAUCGCACUAAAGGAUGAAGUGGAUAGGAAUGAAGGAUUGGUGAGGUAGAGCUAGCAGAUGAUGAGCUCUGUUGAGGCCAUUUUUUCAUCAGAGGGGUCUGAUGUAGAGGUUGCGGUUUUAUCCGACUGACUCCUUGCUGAAAAGAGGCGGAUAAACUCCUGGAUUUGAUAAAAGGAGAAUGAUGAAGCCUGAGCGGCGAAGAUCUCUGCAGACAAAUCCCACAGACAACCUCAACAAUCUUUUGAGUGGCAUUCCUCAAAGGUUUGACUUUUGGAGCCGCGACUGUAAAACGAAAGACUGUAAAAUGAGCGCAAACCAGGCCGUGCUGUAGAAACGACCAUUCCACUCCCCGCUGGACGACAAAAACAAAGAACCAUCAUGCUUGUGACUGUCACUGGUGCGGUGAUUCAUUAAUCUUGCACAUCCCUGUUUUCACUAAGUCUUUGGUCCUUUUUAAUAAUGAUCAAAGACGACAUUAAAAUUGAAUGAUGUUGAUAAAUGCAUAAACCUAUAAUUUCUGAUUAGCCUUUUCAUUCCAAUUCAGUUCUUGGCUAAUAAAGAAUUCCACUGCUUAA
Messenger RNA from Limanda limanda (common dab), 3660 nucleotides. RefSeq names its product lissencephaly-1 homolog. Gene Ontology annotation, molecular function: protein binding. Bases 442 to 1674 code for a protein of 410 amino acids. Lineage: Eukaryota; Metazoa; Chordata; Actinopteri; Pleuronectiformes; Pleuronectidae. The record is from RefSeq and is a predicted model, not a curated record. The transcript has 11 exons.